Messenger RNA from Theileria annulata, 1605 nucleotides. RefSeq lists its product as uncharacterized. The record is from RefSeq and is a predicted model, not a curated record. Gene Ontology annotation, molecular function: RNA polymerase I core binding; RNA polymerase I general transcription initiation factor activity. Gene Ontology annotation, biological process: transcription initiation at RNA polymerase I promoter. The transcript has 2 exons. Lineage: Eukaryota; Apicomplexa; Aconoidasida; Piroplasmida; Theileriidae. Gene Ontology annotation, cellular component: nucleus. The coding region runs from base 1 to 1605 and encodes 534 amino acids.
AUGAGUAAAAUGGAAAUGGACAAAUAUGAGAUAAUGUAUACACCAAAGAAUAAAAUAGAAAUGAUGAAGGGAAUGUCCAGCGAAACUUGUUAUGCAAGUAGUGACUCAAGUUUUUCAGAUACCAAUUCGGCAGAAACUAUAUCACUUGACUCCAGUAGUUCAUUCUCAAGUCAAAUUAUAACAAAUUGCGAAUCGAGUUCUAGCAUAGCAAAUUCGAUACAAACUACUGAAACCGGACCAAAUGCAUUGACUAUUGAGAACAAAACUGGUUUACUAACAACUGAGCAGAAAUGUGAUAGCAAAUUGACGGUGGAAAAGGUGGUUAAGGAACUAUUUGAAGUAUUCGAACAAGUAAUACUUCAGGCCUACAAGUGUAAAUACGUCCAGUUUAUAUACUUUUUCAUAGCGUCAUUUGAUGUUAAAUGGCUCAGGAUGUUCCUACAGAGACUCUUUGGUAUAGUUUAUGACAACUCUCAACAUGUAAUCAAACGUAGAACCGCAGCCUCUUACAUCUCAUCACUCAUAUGUAGAGCUAAAUACGUUCCCCAGAAUUUUAUCACUUCAACCCUAACGCACUUUUUCACACUCCUCUCACCAUUCAAUCAAUUCAUAUCCAAAAGUGGUGAUAGUAAUCUUAUCACUAACACUACUGGUAUUGACAGAACCAUUUCUGGUACUGUUAGUACUAACACAAGUAGCACCGUAAAUGGAAUUAUCACGAAUGGUAAGGUGGUAACAAAGAAACUGAGUUUGUUUUAUUCAAUAUUGCAGGACAUAUUGUAUAUAAUUUGUUAUCAUACGGAUGUGAUAUCGAGAUCAGAGUCAUGUGUGUCGUUUAUUGAGAAUAGCGAGACUGGGUUAAUGGCGUAUCUAACAUCAUAUUUGGACCCGUUGGCAUACUGCAAGAGGUCAGUAAUAUCAGAAGCAAUCAAGUCAACAUCGUAUUACUCAAAUCUGGCCUGUUUGCACAAGUUCCUCAAGUCGAAAAGCUAUUUGCUGGAUAAUUCUAAAGAGUCUGAGCAGUUCAAGUGGUCGUUCUAUAGUCCAAUCGACUCCUUCUUUCCCUUUGACCCAUAUCUACUACACCACUCCAGGUUUUAUAUCAGCGAUAAAUACAACUCCAAGCCCCAUGUGCCAGAAUCAGCGAUGUUAGAGGACCAGACCAGAGUGGAUUCAGUGGUAACAACACAACAGAAUAAAGUGGUCGAUGAAGUUGUGGACGCAAUCAAGAGUGAUAAGAAUCUCGUGGAGGAUGACUUGAAACGUAUGUCAAGAUGCCUUGAUGAUUCACUUGGAUUCUCCUCAAUUUCAAGAGCUCUGAAGGCUAAGCUGGAUAUACUGAAACGAAAUUUCAGUGCCGAUACUACCCAAAUUGAGGCCGACUAUGAUUUCUGGAACUACGAAAACACCAUUAAACUGCUGGAAGAUACAGAUAAUCCAGCCACAAUCUCAAUGGAUCAAGAUGAAAUGAGAUUAUGUGAGGAGUUGGGAAUAGAAGUGAUGGAAGAUAGGAAGCAUGGUCUUUUGGAAUUAUUGACUUCAUCAAGUGCAUACAAAUCUGCCAUUACAAAUUCCAAAAGAGCAAAAUUAUGUCAAACCAAUUAA